Messenger RNA from Falco peregrinus (peregrine falcon), 7628 nucleotides. RefSeq names its product G protein-coupled receptor 63 (gene GPR63). Lineage: Eukaryota; Metazoa; Chordata; Aves; Falconiformes; Falconidae. Gene Ontology annotation, molecular function: G protein-coupled receptor activity. The transcript is spliced from 5 exons. Gene Ontology annotation, cellular component: membrane. Gene Ontology annotation, biological process: G protein-coupled receptor signaling pathway. Bases 3831 to 5228 code for a protein of 465 amino acids. The record is from RefSeq and is a predicted model, not a curated record.
CGCGCGGGCGGGCGGGGGCGCGGGCGGGGUUCGGCGGCGCUGCGGCGAGCGGGACGGGCGGCCCGGGGAGGCUGCCGGCAGGCGGGAGGCGGCGGCUCGCCUGCCUGCUCCUCGGCCCGGCGGUUCCGCGGCGCUGCCGCCGCCGAAGCGAAUGGGGAGGCGGCGCUGAGCGGGCUGCCCUCCGCGGGGGUCGGCCGCCGACGGCAGCGGCGCGGCGGGCGAGCGAUGCCCCUCACUUUUCUGCUCGCGCUGCCCUUCCUCUUGCUCCGGCUCCUGGCUUUGAAGCUGUUGUUUUCCCCGGCCGCCGCGAUGGCAGGAAACUUCCCGGAGGGUUGGGCUCAGGCCGGGCUUGUGCUGCGCUGGGCUCCGCAGGGCACCGGCCACGCCGUGAGGUUAUUUGGAAAGGUGCUGAACAGAACAGCACAAGAUGACUUCUGAUUCCUGCUUUUCAUGGGAGCCUGUCUGGAUUGUCCCUGCAGAACUCUACAGCUUCCUUCCCUCUUCAGUGUGCUUGGCUUGCAGAGUCAUAAACCUUGGUGGAACUUUGGAUCUUAUUCUAACAGAUAUGUUAAGAAGACUAGUAACGGAAAGGUUUAUAAAGACCAAAGAAAGAAGAGUUUUAGCUGCUCUGUAUGCUUUAGCCUGUAAUUAACAUUGAGGUUUCCUCUAGAAGAGUUACUGUAAAAUAAAAAUGAAAGGAAGAGAAUGGAGAGAAAGUCUAGAAAAAGUUGACAGAAGUCAGCGUUUUUGCAAAAUGUCAAUGUACAUAGCUUAGUAUACUCUUGCUGAGUUUAACAAUCUUUGAAAUAUAAUAGGAUAAAAUAGAAAAUUGUGACAUUUCCUCCCAUUUAAGCAGGAAGACCUCUAGAAAGUGGGUUUUGUAUGACUGUUUUGGGUUUGCAUGGCAGUUUCGGUGUGUGUGCAUGUGCUACAGGGGUGUCUUCUAGGAGAAGCUGCUAGAAGCUUCUGCUGUGGCCAAUAGACCCAGUUCUGUCCAGCUCCAAGAUGGACCCACCACUGGCCAAUGCUGAGCCCAUCAGCGAUGGUGGUGGCACCAUGGGGAUAACAUAUAUAAGAAGGGGGAAAAGUUACCGCACAACAGCAAUUGCAGCUGGAGAGAGGUGUGAGACCAUGUGAGAGCAACAAGCCGCACACACCCGGGUCAGAAGAAGGGAGGAGGUGCUGCAGGCUCUAGAGCAGAGAUGCCCCUGCAGCCUGUGAUGAAGCCCAUGGUGAGGCAGGCUGUGUCCCUGCAGCCCGUGGAGGUUAACGGUGGAACCCACCUGCAGCCCGUGGAGGACCCCAGACCAGAGCAGAGGGAUGCCCAAAGGAGACUGUGACCCUGUGGGAAGCCCGUGCUGGAGCAGGCUCCUGGCAGGACUUGUGGCCCCCUGGGGAGAGCAGCCUGGGCUGGAGCAGUUUUGAUGGCAGGACUUGUGACACCUGUGGAAGGGACCCAUACUGAAGCAGUUUGUGAAGAGCUGCAGUCUGUGGGAAGGACUCGUGUUGGAUGAGUUGAUGGAGGACUGUCUCCUGUGGGAGGGACUCCACACUGGAGCAGGGGAAGAGUGUGAGGAAUGCUGUCCUUGAGGAGGAAGGCGCAGCAGCAGCAGCAGUGUGUGAUGAACAGGCUGCAACCCCCAUUCCCCACCCCCCUGUGCUGCUGGGUGGGGAGCAGGUAGAGAUUCUGGAGUAAAGUUAUACCUGGGAAAAGGGGGUGGGGUGGGGGGAAGGUGGUUUUAAGAUUGUAUUUCUCAUCAUCCUACUCUGAUUUGAUUGGUAAUAAAUUGAAUUAAUUUCCUCCCGAGUUGAGUCUGUUUUGCCCAUGAAAGUAAUUGCUGAGUGAUCUCUCCCUGUCCUUAUCUUGACUCAAGAGGCUUUUGUUGUAUUUUGUCUCCCCUGUCCACCUUAGGAGGGGAGUUAUUGAGUGGCUUUGGUGGGCACCUGGCAUCCAGCCAGGGUCAACCCACCACAGACUCGAUGUAAUUAGGAUAUUUAUUUAUAAUAAUAUCCCUUCAUGAUACCACUGAAAAGUAAAGGAGAUGGAGCAGUUAAUCCUUUUUCUCAGAAAAAAUGCUGAAGGUGGUCUGGCACUGGGAAAUCAUCUACUGAGAUUGAGCUUGCAGAUGGGAAGGGAAUAGCUGUGCUACGAAAUGAGAGGAGCGGGUCAUAAUGCUGAUGGUCCUCGAUGAAUCCCUGGCAGCAGCCUGAGCAGGCUUGCAUUCUGAUCGCUAGAAGUCCAAACAGGGGCCGUAGGUUAGAUUUUGUUGUCUUGCAGUUCAUUUCUUCAUUGAAGUAUUAGCCAGGGAAGAGUAAACUUUUGAUCCUUCACGAAGCACAUGGUCCUUGUGUAAAUUCAUAAAAGCAUUCCUUCCUUCCUUUACUUUUGUCCAAUGUUGAUAUUAAACAGAACCUGCAUUAAUACUGCGGGCAGGAUUUGUGUUACCAAACAUAAGCUUCUCAUUAGUAGCACAAGCUUGUCACCAUGUGCUGAGAUGGAGCGGAUGGGUUGCCCUCUGAAGAUGCCUAUAUCCCUCUUGUGACUAAAAACAUGGAAACAGCCUGAAGUGACUGUUACAGUGAUCCAGAAUGAAUAAGGUGGAUCUCACUUUAUGUUUCUGGCUGUGGUGAUCUGUUUUUUUAAAAGGGCAUAGAAUUCUGGUUUUCAGCUUGAUCAGAUGCCCCAGUAGUCUGGGAGUGUUUAACUUAAUAGUCCAAGAUAGAGGGGAGUAGCUAGGCACUUAAGAGGGGAGACAACUCUCAACUCCUUUGUGUUUUAUAAAUAAGAACAGCACGUGUGCUAUUAUUACAUGUGGUAUGUUAUUACAAGAAGACAGUAAGUGUAAACUAUAAAAACAUUGUAUCAGCAUAACAAUGAGGACGGGAGUUUCACAGAGCUUCUAAGCAUUAGAUUUACAAGGGAAAAGAGGGUGCACACGGUUAAAUUAUGUGGGAUACCAAGAUGAAUUAACAAAGACAUAUCUAGACCAGUGAAAGCAGGAAAGCUUGCUGCAAGGGAAGUGUUGUAGUGACUAAAGAAGAAUUAGUUGCCUGCACCUUGAUAUGAGUCAGUCACUAAAUGAAACAAAUUGAGAAAUACUUUAGUCCUGUGGACGAGUUGUUUACUAAUUAAUAACAGGUUAGGAUGUUUCACAUGUUUUCCCUGAGGCAUCUGCUGUUGCUGACUGAUAUGGAACCAAGGAUUCUGUAUUGUGUAGCAUAGCUUAGAUAAUAUCGCCUAUCUGCCUGUUUGGUAAGCACUGAAAAGUCUACCUAUUUAAGCUAUUUGAAAAUGUUAUAAAAGUUUUCAGCCGUAGGCAAUUUCAAAACAAAAUCAUGAAGUUAGUUUAAAGAUUAGGACGUUUGAAUGAAGAUACUGAUUUGAUUUUUUUAACUCUUUAUGCAUAAAGUUUGUUUUCAAACACAAAUGUGUUCCGGUCCUGGUUAUAGUAGAAAAAGCUUGGUGAGUGAGAGUAUUGUACAGUAUCAGCAAGACUACAGGAACAAUACCUAUGAGAAAAAGACCACCUAUGAGACUCCUGUGACUGGUGCUUAAGUAAAUUGUGUCAGCCUGAAGUGUAAAUAUGUGUUCAGGAUCCUUUUGUCAUUAAGGAAAGAGAAGUGAUCAUUUGCUUCCCAUUGGUUUCAAAGAGUCUUACUUUGUUUCUUUAAAUUUCUUUCUUUUUCAGAUGGAAAUACUGACAUGAUUUUAAGAACUUUGAUUUCAGACGCUGAAUUUUGAUUUGUUAAAUGACCAGGAAUAAGAUACUGCCAGAACAAAAUGAAAUGCCUUGAAGACCUUUGGUUCUGCUUUCAUUUUUCUUGAAGCAAUGGUUUUCUCAGCAAUGUUGACGCUGGCCCACUCUGGGACCUCAAAUGCUACUUUUAUUGUUUAUGAAAAUGCCUAUACAAAUUUUACCACUCCCCAGUUCUUGCUUCAUAGUGGCACAACACAGCCAUUGAGAUAUAGUUCAGGUGUGGUGCUCACCACUGAGAGAAGUACUUUCCUGGUAAACGCUACAACUAUCCUGCCAUCUCAAGAAGUUUUCAGGAGCUUGAGUUUGCCACUCCAGAUCAUUCUUUCUGCUGCUAUGAUAUUUAUCCUUUUGGUUUCAUUCCUUGGAAACUUUGUUGUCUGCCUCAUGGUCUACCAGAAGGCAGCGAUGCGAUCUGCAAUUAACAUCCUCUUAGCAAGCCUGGCUUUUGCCGACAUGCUGCUGGCAGUGCUGAACAUGCCUUUUGCUUUGAUAACAAUCAUUACCACUCAGUGGAUUUUUGGGGAUAUAUUUUGCAGAGUCUCUGCCAUGUUCUUCUGGCUUUUUGUCAUAGAAGGGGUAGCCAUUCUUCUUAUUAUUAGUAUUGAUCGAUUUCUUAUCAUAGUUCAGAGGCAAGAUAAACUGAACCCUUACCGUGCAAAGAUUCUCAUUGCGAUUUCCUGGGUGGUAUCCUUUGUCGUUGCUUUUCCGUUAUCAGUAGGGAAUCCUAAUCUGCAGAUACCCUCGAGAGCACCUCAGUGUGUUUUUGGCUACUCUACAAGCCCAGGUUACCGAGCCUACGUAAUAGUUAUCUUGCUAAUUUCUUUUUUUAUUCCAUUCCUGAUAAUGCUGUAUUCUUUUAUGGGCAUACUCAACACCGUCCGCCACAAUGCAGUUCGUAUCCACAGCCACCCUGAUAGCAUAUGCCUCAGCCAGGCCAGCAAACUUGGUCUCAUGAGCUUACAGAGACCUUUUCAGAUGAAUAUUGAUAUGAGCUUUAAAACUCGUGCCUUCACAACCAUCUUGAUUUUGUUCCUUGUCUUCAUAGUCUGUUGGGCGCCCUUCACCACUUACAGCCUUAUUGCCACAUUCAACAGCCACUUCUACUACAAGCACAACUUUUUUGAGAUAAGCACUUGGCUCCUUUGGCUCUGCUACCUCAAGUCUGCACUGAACCCGCUGAUUUACUACUGGAGGAUUAAGAAGUUUCAUGAUGCGUGCUUGGACUUGAUGCCCAAAUACUUCAAGUUUUUGCCACAGCUACCUGGCCAUACAAGGCGGCGCAUUCGACCCAGUGCCAUCUAUGUGUGUGGGGAGCAUCGGCAUCUGCUUGUCUCUCUGAAAUGCCAGACCACCUUUCUGAUUAAUGUUUAUCUCAGCACCUGCCUGGAAAGCAGAAAGGCAAAGGUUUUCCUUGAUGACUCAGAUACUUUUAUUUUAUUUUUCAAUCAGCUAAAUGCAUAUUUAAUGUGAGGUAAGUAAAAUUAAGACUUAGGUUUGGGCUUUGAAGUGACAUCUCCAGUUGCUCUUGGGCUGGGAGAAUGCCCACAGAAUUCGGGCAUCCUUGCAGUGGGCUUUUUGAGGCUGUCUGUAACCAGGUACAGGAGGAUUAAUCUACAACAAACGUUAUCAGCCAGGGCUAGGGUUUGGGCUUCUCUUGCUUCCAUCUCCCCUUCAGUACCCAAAAGCACGGGGACCUCUUCAUUGUUCUUGUACCUAAAAAUAAAAUAAUAUCAAUUUUGUCUAUUUCUAUGUAUCCACAGGGUAUUUCCUUCAUGCACAUAGAUAGGUGUAUGAAGGAAAUGGACUGUUCUGUAUGGAUAUUGAGGGACUGCUUGCUUCCUGAGGCCAACUAAACAUUUACACACCAGAUUUUAUUGAGGUCUUCAGUGAAGAACUUAUUUAAUAGUUACCUCUGUUGUUCUCAUCAAUAACUAUCUGUAAAAAUGUUGGCAAUAUUUAAAUUUUAGGAGUAUAAAAGGGACAGAUUUUAAUUUAGUAACUUCAUUUUUUUUAAAAAAGCUGCUAGCUGAGAUUGUGGGUUACAUGUAAAGGCACCCAGGCAGUGACAAUGUUACUGAUGUCUGCUUUCCAUUCCUUGUCAACUUCACUGAUGUUUGUAUGGAUUUUUCUGAACAAAAUGACAGACAGUAAAGGAGUUCCACUGUAAAAAAGUGUUUCAGCGUGUCUUUGCAGUACAGCUUUUAUUUCUCAAUUACAUUUACAUUGAUAGCAGGACUACUGGUUAGUACAUGUUUUCUGUUUCAGAGCUGUCAUGCCGGUUUAUCUCUGAAAGCAGCAAAAUUGUGCUUAGAGCUAGUGUAAUAGAGUGAGAGCAUACACUGUCUCAGAUGGCAGGAACAGGUAUUUUUGCUGUCUUCCGGAGCUAUAAUGUAAGAGGUUUGAAUGAACAUCAUAAAACAUGGUAAUUCGAGAAGGAAAUAAGAUGAGUAAUACAGGAAAGUUAGUGAAAUUACUUUCCUGAAGCGGGAGGGGAAAGCAUUUUGUGGGGAUUUCAUAAUCUCCAGUAAGUAAGUACUGGCUGCGAAGUAGAAAACUCAAACAUCAAAAUAAGUUAAUUUGUCUUGAUAAUUUAGUUUGUUUACACUGACUGUAACAAGGUUUCUGCUCAGAGCUGCAUCUACUGAUACUUGGAGAAAAGAAACUCAAAUUGUGUGGCCCAGACUCAGAGGUGACUUAGACGGUGUUACAAUAUUCACAGUUAUCAGGCUUUAGCAGUGAUCAGAGCGUACAGUGUACAAAGGAGCAUUCAAAAAAAAAAAAAACCAAACCAACAAAAAACCAGAAACAAGGUGACAUAAAGGUAUCCCCACAGUAAUUGUGUAUUUACCAGAACCAUUUGGGCUGUUGUGUCUAAUAUACUGUCUUUAGAGCAGUGCCUUGAUAAUGACAGCUGAAGUCCUAGGACCAAGUUGGAAGGCUGCUAAACUGCUCAGUCUUACUGUCUGUGAUCUUGCCAAGAUCAGCAUAACCUUGCUAACAUUUAUAAUGUUAAAACACAUAUGUGUUGGCAGGAUUGGGGCUACUGAGGCAUCUUACUGGGGUUGACUUUGAGCAAGACCAAGGAUUUUACAAACUGAAAUAGAUCCUUCUUGAUUCUACGGGGCAAUUAUAAUUUUCUUCUUCUCCAGAAAUGAUACUUGUUACUAAAGUGUAUCCCCUCGUGUUACAUUUUCAGAAAUCUUUGGUAUGGAGGAUUGAAAUGAAUGUAUUUUGAAUUAUGUUGCAGUUUAAUUCAUUGUGUCAAAGCAUGCUGCUUACACAAGUCUCAUUUGUACAAAUCUAUUGCUAAAAUGGUUCUUUUGUACUCAAAGUUGUGUAUUUUUGACACUUGUUUCUCAUGUAAGAAUAUUUAUGUAUAUAGAGAAGAAAAUUGUUUUACCUCUUACUGCUUUCUGUUAUGAUUUUUAUUUUCCACUUAUAUGCUUAAUGCUUUCAUAUUUUCUUUUAUUUGGGCAUAUGCAUAAACAACUGUAAGAUUUCAGCAGUCUUUCUGCAACCGUUUGAGAUUUGUAAUUCUCAAGUCAUUCAACAAUGCCCUCCUUUAAAGAGAGUUUGAUUUAUUUUUGUGUGAAAAAUAAAAAUUCAGAGCACAAAUUUGUUGUAGUUGGAAUGGUGAAAUUCUUAAGCCCAGUUUUCCAGGAGCCACUACUUUGCCAUUAUGAACUGGUUUGAUCAUUUUUUGAGGAGUAAUCAUUUUCUGAUGUGGAUAAACUUUGAAUUACUGUUUGAAAACAAGGUGUUAAGUAGAAUGGCAUUGUCUCUUUUUUGUAUAUAUUACACCUGUGAAAAUACCUGAAAAACAAAAACAACAAAAAAAGAAAAAAUAAACAUGAACAUUCUCAAAAAAAA